AUGAAGAGGUUCUGGGCCCAGCGCGACACCGACUCGGACCGGAUCGGGCAAAGCCCACCGCCUCCGGGCCGGACCUCCGAAGAUCAUGCCCCGGCGAACGAGCACACCCGGCUCCUGCCGAACCGUGUCGACAGUACGCCCUAUCUCUCGCCCGACGACCCGGCUGUGUCCCCUUAUAACCUGUGGACCGUCCGCGCCGUCCGCUGGGUCACCGUUGCGUUUACCUGCCUCACCUUUGUCUGGUGGGUGCUGAUGAUUGUCUCAAACUUCAUCACGCCCCCCGGGUUGCACGUGCGAGGUUCGCCUUUUUUCGCGUUUGCCUAUGCCUCGAUCGCGCUUCUCACGCUCAUCGUCUCGCUGCUCUUCUUCUCGGUGCCGAGCAGGCUGGCGAGGAUACUGAGUAUUGUCAACGCGGUGGUGCUACUGGUCGACGCCGUCGUCAUUCUGGUGGUUCCUGGACUGCGGCACGCCGAGAUCUGGGCAGGAGUUGCGAGCGCGAUCUGGGCGGCGCUUAUGGCCAUCUGGUUCGUGACGGCGGAUCGCACGGUCCAGUGGGGAAAGGCAGAAGAGGAGCGGCGGUUGACUGGUCGGCCGGAGAGCAGGCGUACGGUGGUGGAGUGGGUCGAGAUUAUGCUGUCAACUAUCGUGCUGACCGUAAUGGCGUUGGUCAUUGUGCUCAUGACGUUGACCCUGACACUGCGGGCGAUCGACUCGGGCCUCGCGCCUCCAGGCGAUAGGUACUGGGUGGAUGGCGACAGGUACCAGAUCCACCUGUACUGCUUUGGCAACAAGACCGAUGCGGCUGGGACCAAGGUGACAACAGUGCUUUUGGAAGGCGGCGAAGACACGGUGGAGAACGGCUUAUGGCAGUUUGCCGACAACGCCGUCAGGAACGGGUCGGUUAGAAGGUUCUGCUUCGCCGACCGUCCGGGUAUGGCAUGGAGCGACAGUGCUCCAUCGCCCUUCUCGGCGAGUAUGGCCUCCGAUGCGCUGAGCGAAACCCUCUCGCGAGCGGGAGAAGAAGGACCAUGGGUGCUCGCCAGUGCUGGUAUCGGUUCCCUGUACUCGCGAGUCUUCAGUUCGCGACACGGGGAUGAGGUACGCGGCAUCCUCAUGAUCGAUCCUCUCCACGAGGACUUUCUCUUGCGCACAGGCGCGCCAGGACGCGGGUUCAUACUUUGGUUUCGAGGUGUCAUCUCGCCCUGCGGAUUCGAUCGCAUUCUUGGCGCCCUUGUCAGUGGCAGGCGGGCCGUGGAUCGUGUCUGGGGUCGUUCCUCGUAUCAGUCCGGCACGACUAUUUUCGCCAAGCUCCAGGAGAGUUUAGUGGCCGACUCUCUCACAAAGCGAGACGUUGUGUCCAGUCGUGCUAUCCAGGAUAAAGAUACGCCGCUGGUGGUGAUCAGCUCAGGGCAGCAGAUUCGCAGGGAUAGAGAUUGGGAAGACAAGCAACGGGACCUUAGCCACCUCACCACGAACCUACAACGUUGGGAUAUUGUCGACGAUGCGCCCCAUCGUGUUUGGGAUACCGUGGGCGGCAGAGAGAUCAUUGAGAAAAGAUUGAAGGAGCUGGUUAGGUAG
Molecule: messenger RNA, 1578 nt
Organism: Parathielavia appendiculata
Lineage: Eukaryota; Fungi; Ascomycota; Sordariomycetes; Sordariales; Chaetomiaceae
Exons: 4
Coding region: 1-1578 (525 amino acids)
Source: RefSeq, a predicted model, not a curated record